Messenger RNA from Cyphellophora europaea CBS 101466, 1086 nucleotides. RefSeq lists its product as uncharacterized. The transcript has 3 exons. Lineage: Eukaryota; Fungi; Ascomycota; Eurotiomycetes; Chaetothyriales; Cyphellophoraceae. Gene Ontology annotation, biological process: 3-(3-hydroxy)phenylpropionate catabolic process. Gene Ontology annotation, molecular function: 3-(3-hydroxyphenyl)propionate hydroxylase activity; FAD binding. Bases 1 to 1086 code for a protein of 361 amino acids. The record is from RefSeq and is a predicted model, not a curated record.
AUGGCUACAGAGUCAAAAGUCGCAGAGAUCAUCUAUCCCUAUUUGACACAUCGUGGGGAUGUUUAUGGACUGCAGGACCCAAUCUCGUUCCCAAAGGAUUGUAUUGAGGUCCUACGUUCACGUCCCUUUACCUUUGCGGCUCGGAAUUGCAACAAAUGGGCCCUGGGUAGAGUGAUGCUGUGUGGGGACUCAGCUCAUGUAAUGCCACCUUUUGGAGGCCAAGGCAUUGCGUCUGGAUUCAGAGAUGCCUCAGGCUUAGCCUGGAGACUCGCGUUACUCUGCCGAAGAGAGAAUGAAGCAUACCACAAGAGUGUGAUUAGCAGCUGGUAUACGGAACGGAAACAACAACUCGAGGUCUCUAUCGCAAACACUGUCACGAAUGGCAACUUGUGCACUACCCGAAAUCAAGUCACCAUAUUCUUUCGAGACUGGAUACUUUGGUUCAUGCAGCAGUUUCCAGCUUGGAGAAAACAACUAGAACUUGGACCUCGUGUCGACGGAAUGGUCAGAUACAAGUGGGCUCCGGGAAUGGCCUUUUUGCCUGACGAUUUUGGUGGGAGAUGCCUGCCUCAGGUCUACUGCCGACCGCUCUUCAUUUCAACCAAGUCAACAGAUCCAGGGGUCCGUUUCACAGACGAUGUCAUCUUUGGAGCAGACAAGAAGAUGCUCUUUCAACUUGUCCUACUUGUGGACAACUUGAGCGCCGCCAAAAAGGCGUUGCUAGACCUACAGGCGGUAGACUUGGAGAGAGUCUCGAAAGGGAUGCUUUCAGGAAAAGAGGCUACAUGCAUCACACACGACUCGAGCCUCGAGCCAGACGACGUUGAUGAGCCCCUGAUUCCUUUCAAGCAGCAGCUAUACAGGAUCGCCACAGCAGAAGAAUUUGCGGCCACUGAAGCACUUUGCAGGAAUCGUCCCGAGCCAAUUGGCUACAAUAUGUAUCAGAUGAGAGAAGCAAUGAAGGGGAGGCGCUAUGUUAUCGUACGCCCCGACCGCUUCGUAUUCGCGGCUUGCGGGACCGUAGAAGGAUUGGUGCAGGCGUGCGCGGCGAUAGAGGAUGCUGUCUUCUCUAAAGGAAAGAUAUAA